AAAACAGAAUGAGUAUAAAUGAAAGAAGGAGCGUUUCUUUAAUGCAUAGUUAGGUUGACACCUUUGAAGGUGCCGCGGCGACCCAAUCAAUCCUAACUCUCUUUUAUUUAAAAGCUAUAAUCUUUCCGACAAUCUUUGUCUCCCCUCUCUUCUGAGAUUUUACGAUGUCAACACCAGCGAGGAAGAGGCUUAUGAGGGAUUUCAGGAGGUUGCAGCAAGAUCCUCCUGCCGGAAUCAGUGGUGCUCCUCAUGACAACAACAUCUUGCUCUGGAACGCUGUUAUCUUCGGUCCAGAUGAUACACCUUGGGAUGGAGGUACUUUUAAGUUGACUCUUCAAUUCACAGAGGAUUAUCCAAACAAACCACCAACUGUUCGUUUUGUUUCUCGCAUGUUUCACCCAAACAUCUAUGCAGAUGGGAGUAUCUGUCUUGAUAUCUUACAGAACCAGUGGAGUCCUAUCUAUGAUGUCGCAGCGAUUCUUACAUCUAUCCAGUCGCUGCUCUGUGAUCCCAACCCAAACUCGCCUGCGAACUCAGAAGCUGCUCGCUUAUUCAGCGAGAGCAAGCGUGAGUACAACAGACGUGUUAAGGAGAUUGUCGAACAGAGCUGGACCGCUGAUUAAUAACUCACACCCCAGUUUGUAAUAUUUGAAGUGGAGAGGCCUAUCAAAUUGGUGAAAAACAGUUUGUUUGUUUCAUGCCUCCAGUUCAGUAUAUGUAAUGUAAUUACUGGAUGAACCUAUAUAUUACAUUUUCCUGAUAAGACAAUCUUGCUUGCUUCUAAGUUGUGUGUAUGUAAACUUUUUAAAGAAUCUUGUCCAUGUUCA
Messenger RNA from Raphanus sativus (radish), 827 nucleotides. RefSeq names its product ubiquitin-conjugating enzyme E2 2. The coding region runs from base 165 to 623 and encodes 152 amino acids. NCBI's taxonomy places the organism in Eukaryota, Viridiplantae, Streptophyta, Magnoliopsida, Brassicales, Brassicaceae. The transcript has 6 exons. The record is from RefSeq and is a predicted model, not a curated record.